AUGAUGAAAAAUUUUACAUUGCCGGUCACAAUUCUAUAUCGAUGUCAUCUAAAAGAAUCAGAACUAACUUUACUAUUAGGUGGAGAUUAUAAUGAAUUUCUUAAACAAGCGUUCUUUGCUGGAAUACCAGUAGCUUUAAUAGGGGAGACAAGUCCUCAAAAAAACGCCCUGAAAAAGUUCACUUUAACAAGAUAUUCUUUCAAGAUGUAUGUGAGUUACAACUUCAUCCAUUUUCUUCGGAAAUCGCACAACUUCGUAUUAGUGGCAUCUUCCAAACCCAUAUUGCAAUCCAUUUUACAGAGAACAAAAGAUUCACCGUGGGCGAAUCCGGAAGGAUUUUAUAUUAUAGUUGAUAAAGAAACUGAAACACGAGGUUGUAUAAACGCUCGUUUAUUUCUCUGGACGGCAUGGAAAUAUGACUUGCUCUCUGUUAUAUUUCCAUGCAUCGAUCCACACGAAGGAAUUGUGUAUUACACAUUUAAUCCGUAUUCUAACAGUACGCCAACCGAUUGGAAUGAAGUAGGCCGCAUAAAAGGACGAGAGGGCCAUCCUUGGAUAAUGUUGAAAAGAAAAUUUGAAAAGGAAACAGAGAUGUGCAAAAAUCUGAAUUUCGAUAAAACGAUAACUCUGCAAGGCUAUAAGAUCCGAUUAAACGCCGUCGAAAUGGAACCAUAUAUAAAAAUCGAUUCGAGUUUAUCGGAUGAAGAGAAAUUUCGCGGCGAUAAUAGCGAAAUCAUCAAGAUAUUAUUACACAAAUUAAAAGCGUCUCUGUCAAUCAAGAUUUAUAAUGGCAGUAUCUACGGACUCGGCGGUAUAGGACCGAAUGGUACUCUAGAGGGUUUGAUGGCUCCUUUGAGCGAUGGCAAAAUAGACAUGGGCAUGAAUACGAGACAUUUGUUUAUAUUGUGGAAAGUCAGAUACACAUAUCCCCAUACAAGAACAGGUAUCUGUGUGAUAGCACAACCACAUUCAAAAGUCUCCCAAUAUACCAAGCUGAUAAUGUUUAUGUCACCAGAAGUGAUAGUAGGAAUUGUCAUAAUGUGUCUGUUGGCUUAUGUACUAUUUAUGAAGAGCGAAGGGUACAUAAAAGCCAGCUUACAGGUGAUAAGACUUAUAAUCUGCGUGGGAAUUCUACAUCCACCAAAAAUUAAUUCCACCAGAAUUUUUGUAUGCAUGAUAUUGAUUCUGUUCCUCAACAUAAACGCUUUAUUCCAAAGUCACCUGUCGGCAUUGCUCACCGUGCCGAUUUAUUACCGUGAUAUUGACACUAUAGAAAGUCUUAAGAAAUCCGGAUACAUUAUAUACGGACCGCGUCAAUUCAAACUAUUAUUGAACGAUCCUGUACUGGAAUCGCGCUAUGUGGAAGUCACGUACGAAGAAUGCAAGGAACACGUAGAGAAUUCGACGAACGCUGUGUGUUUGGGGGACUGUCACCACCUGUACUACAGAAUUAAGGAUCAAGGCCUUAUUAAAUCGAGAAUACUGGUAGAAUUAACAAAAUCCUAUGUCACUCGCGAAGAUUGGCCAUUGUACCAACGAGUAAAUGAUAUUAUUCGAUACAUGAUGCAGGCCGGCUUAAUCAUAAAAUCUCGAGCUGAUUCUGCCAUGGAAAUUAAACGCGAAAGAUUUAAAAAUGAUACGAAGAAAAAAGGCUUUAAAGUGAUGUUGCUGAAACAGCUUGCGUUCAGCUUUUAUUUUCUCAUCGUGGGAUAUACUUGCGCCACUAUAAUUUUCAUAUUGGAAUUGAUAAUUGGUCAAUUGGUUUCUAGAUCUGAGAACCAAAUAGGAAUCAAAAAGAGUACUUUUUGA
Atta colombica is the source of this 1809-nucleotide messenger RNA. RefSeq lists its product as uncharacterized. Lineage: Eukaryota; Metazoa; Arthropoda; Insecta; Hymenoptera; Formicidae. The transcript has 6 exons. The record is from RefSeq and is a predicted model, not a curated record. The coding region runs from base 1 to 1809 and encodes 602 amino acids.